UAUCAUGUCAGCUGAUUUUUGUGUUAACCUCAUUAAUUGCAGAAACUGAACAAAAAUCAUCAAUAUUGUAAAAGCUAAGUGACAAAUUAUAAAGUGCAAACCCUGUAAUUUUCUUUUAAACUUAAAAUAAAUUAUUGUUAUGGAUAUAGCAACACCUGGAGCUGAGGGCCCACAGGAUGAUACUUUAAAAUAUGGAUGUCCACAUUACAGAAGAAAAUGUAAAUUUGUUAGUCCUUGUUGUAAUAAAAUUUAUACAUGCAGAUUCUGUCAUGAUGAACAGGAGGAUCAUAAACUAAUCAGAAAGGCAAUCAAUGAACUUAUGUGUGCAUUGUGUGACACAAGACAACCUGUGCAAGCAAACUGUCAAAGUUGUGGCAUAUUAUUUGGAAAGUAUUCCUGUCUAGAAUGUAAUUUAUUCGAUGAUGAAGACAAAAAUCAAUUCCACUGUGCCGGCUGUGAAAUUUGCCGGGUCGGUGGAGCUGAUAGAUUUUUCCAUUGCGACACGUGCAACAUAUGUCUUCCUUUGCAGCUGAAAAACAACGGUCACAAGUGCGUAGAAAACGUAUCUCGCGCAAACUGCCCGGUUUGCCUUGAAGACAUUCACACUUCAAGGAUACCGUGCCACAUACCGCUAUGCGGACAUCUUUUGCACCGUACAUGCUUCGAGCAGCUAGUGCGCAGUAAUCAUUUUUCUUGCCCUAUCUGUCAGAAGUCGCUAAUGAAUAUGGAUCAGAUAUGGAAGCUCAGAGACACGGAAAUGGCAAAUACACCCAUGCCUCCAGAGUACAGUAAUUAUUUCAUGGAAAUUCAGUGCAAGGAUUGCCACAAGAAAGGGGUGGUAAAAUUUCACAUCGUAGGGUUGAAGUGUACCCAUUGCGGUUCUUAUAACACGUAUAAAUUAAAGGGACCUUUAAUUAUCGAAGGUUUAGAAGGAAACGCGGAAAACACAAAUUUAAACGAAAAUUCUGGGGAGAGGAGUAACUAAAUGAGGAGUAAGCUGAGAUUAAUUAAUGAUUCCUUUGUAAUAAUUUUACUUGAAGCCUGAACAGCCGAUUUGAGCAUCGGCGAAUAUUUUGUGAUCUGUUAAAUUUAAUGACGGAUAAUUAAUUUUAUUUGUUGUUUUUAAAAUGUAUUUAAAUAUUAUAUUUAAGUAAAUAUUGGAUUUUAUUUUAAUCAUGUAUCGUAAAAUUCGAAUCAGUUUAUUAAGGAACAGGACAGAGUUUGAUUCAAACGACUUUUUUAUUUUAACAUACAUAAUUUUUUGAUGUAUUUACUCUAUUUUUUUUUUGUCAUCACUUAGAGUAGCUAAUAAACCCACUUUUCAUAGUAUUAACUGUAUUGAUAGAAUAUUUUGUGAGUAUUCUUCCAAAAUUUAGAAUUUGUAGACAGUUGGAGCAAUUUUUUAUUUAGCUUACAC
Molecule: messenger RNA, 1417 nt
Organism: Anoplophora glabripennis (Asian longhorned beetle)
Lineage: Eukaryota; Metazoa; Arthropoda; Insecta; Coleoptera; Cerambycidae
Gene: Rchy1
Product: RING finger and CHY zinc finger domain-containing protein 1
Exons: 6
Coding region: 140-985 (281 amino acids)
Biological process (GO): ubiquitin-dependent protein catabolic process; protein ubiquitination
Cellular component (GO): nucleus
Molecular function (GO): zinc ion binding; ubiquitin protein ligase activity
Source: RefSeq, a predicted model, not a curated record